Messenger RNA from Fundulus heteroclitus (mummichog), 1380 nucleotides. RefSeq names its product neutrophil cytosolic factor 4 (gene ncf4). Gene Ontology annotation, molecular function: protein binding; superoxide-generating NADPH oxidase activator activity; phosphatidylinositol binding. The record is from RefSeq and is a predicted model, not a curated record. Lineage: Eukaryota; Metazoa; Chordata; Actinopteri; Cyprinodontiformes; Fundulidae. Gene Ontology annotation, biological process: superoxide anion generation; respiratory burst; phagocytosis. The transcript is spliced from 10 exons. Bases 180 to 1232 code for a protein of 350 amino acids. Gene Ontology annotation, cellular component: NADPH oxidase complex.
UUGCCCGUUUCCGCACUGUUGCGCCUCUUUAACUAUUCAGAUACUGCAAGCGUCUCUCGGCUCGCGGUGCAUGAGCCAUUUCUUCAUCUGCAACUCUUCAAACAGGCUUUUUUUCCCUCCCUCCGGAUAAAAGUCUACAUUUUCUUCCUGUGCCAAGAAGAGACAAAACUGCGCAAAACAUGUCGCUGCCGCAGCAGUUAAGGGACGAGAGUGACUUUGACCAGCUCCCAGGCAACAUCCCCAUCAGUGCAACAGUUGCUGAUAUCGAAGAGAAAAAAGGCUUCAUUGACUACUUUAGGUUUGUGGUUGAGGUGAAGACAAAGGGAGGCAGUAAAUAUCUGAUCUAUCGGAGGUACAGAGAAUUUUUCAACCUUCAUCAAUCCCUGGAGAACAAGUACUCUCCUCAGGACCCGGACAGACCUGGUCCCAACACCUGCGUUCUGCCCCCUCUUCCAGGAAAAAUCUACAUCGGGAACAAAAAGGAUAUUGCAGAAAGCAGAAUCCCUGAACUCAACACGUACAUGAAGAGGUUACUUGGUCUUCCAACAUGGCUGUUACUUGAUGACACUCUCCGGAUGUUCUUCUACCAGACGGAGCAGGACAGUCAGCACGAGCCACGGGCCCUAAGACGUCUUCGUCCACCUACUCGCAAAGUGAAAACGGUCAAAGCACCAAAGAUGGACCUCUUCUCCUCUCCCAGGGCAGAGGCAAUGUUUGACUUUCGCGGGAACGGCAAGGCAGAGUUAAACCUGAAGAGGGGAGAAGUGAUCUUCCUGCUGCGACGAGUGAAUGCCGACUGGCUGGAGGGUACGGUGAACAAUCAAACGGGUAUUUUCCCAGAAUCCUUUGUGAAGAUUAUUAAACCCCUCCCAGAAAGUGACUCAGAAAGUGAAGGUGGGGGCCACACUUACAGCUGCCUCCGCUGUUUCCUGCUCACGCCGUCUGGAGUUGAAACCAGAGAUGUGUGUGUACAAGAGGCCCUCACCAUACAACCAACAUACAAUGAGCUGCUGUCCCGCAUGAGGAACGUGUUCAAGGUGGAUGAUAUCGCUCUGAAUUACCGCGACCCAGAGGGCGACCUCAUACGCCUUCUCGACGACGAGGACGUCCAGCUGAUGAUCAGGGAGGGCAGACGUCUGCAGGACACAGUCAAGAGACCUGUCAAUCAGUUUCCAUGGGAACUGCAUGUGACCAUGGCCUCUGACCUCUCAGUUUAUGGUUCUGAACCCUGAGAAAACGUUUACAAAUGGAUCCAGACCAAAGGAAGUACACAAAUUAGGAAUUGUGGCUGAUCUCGUCCUUUGCAUUUAUUCCUAAUGUGUUGAAGUACCUGGUUGAUACAUUUCAUUUAGCUAAAUAAACUAAUUUAAAACAGUGUCA